UUUGGUCUGUAAGCACACACGAAGCAGACACAACAGAGCUAACAACACAUGCCAUACAGUUUGCUCGGUGAAAGAGAGAAAUAUCUCCUUUUUAAAUAUUUAAUAUAAUGUUAAAAAAGAAAUCAAGUGCCGCCGAAAAGAAAAGAAAACACUCAAAGUCAGAAGAACGGCAGGAAGGCAGGAAACGGAGGAGCUCGGAGCCACAUUUAGAGGACUCCAAGGAUGAGCUGGCAGACCCGGAGCUGGACCGGAUCGGCAGUGACAUAGAGGAAGGAGGACUGGACCUCAGCGUGCCCUUCCAGACCAUCACGGCCUACAUCAGCGAUAAGCAGGAGAUGCUGCAGCAGUGUUUCCAGGUGCUGGGGGAGAAGAAGCUGAGGAAGAUGCUGCCUGAUGAGCUCAAGGACUGUGGUUUAGAGGAAAUCAGAGCGCUGUGCUGGGAGCAGCUGGAGCCCAUCUCUGAACAAACUCUUCUUCAGAUCUUAGCAGGAGAAGAGCCGGCAGCUGGAGUCACCAGAGACCGGACCUCAGAGAGCCAGCAGGACAACAACGUCGACUCCACAUCUUGCCUUAAGGAACCAUCAAAAACGGAUGAGCCUAAACAAGAGGCUGCCGGUUCUGGGGAGGAGAGCGACGUGCUGAGCAUCAACGCCGACACCUACGACAGCGACAUCGAGGGAUCCAAAGAGGAGCCGCCUGCGAGAGCUGCAGCACCGGGGCUGAAAGCGGGCGCCGGCGAAGGGGAGCGCUCAAACCUGACCGCGAAGCCCGAGCCGACUCAGCCGGAGACGAAGAAAGACAUCCAGAGCGACAUAGACAGGAGCGUCAGUGAAAUCUUGGCGUUCUCUCCCGCUGCUUGUAAAGAUGGCGGUUCAGGACUGGAGGGAGCGCCGCAGAGCGCCGACGCAGAUUCAGGCAGUCAGCCGUCGAUUCAGCAGCUGGAGCUGCUGGAGCUGGAGAUGAGGGCGAGGGCCAUCAAGGCUCUGAUGAAAGCCGGGGAUAAGAAGCUCUGCAUGUCCACCAACACUUAGCUGGUUUUAUUUUAGGUUUUAAUUUAGGUUAUCUUUUUUAUAUUCCUCUUCUUGUUUGUUGUUGAGCAUUUGAAUACCUAAUUUAUUGUUCAAGUACUGCACUAUUAAAGUCAUGAUGUAUUUUUAUUUUAUUGGAAUCAUUUGGUACUUUGUUU
Molecule: messenger RNA, 1186 nt
Organism: Nematolebias whitei (Rio pearlfish)
Lineage: Eukaryota; Metazoa; Chordata; Actinopteri; Cyprinodontiformes; Rivulidae
Product: caspase activity and apoptosis inhibitor 1
Exons: 6
Coding region: 108-1031 (307 amino acids)
Source: RefSeq, a predicted model, not a curated record